Molecule: messenger RNA, 1500 nt
Organism: Racocetra persica
Lineage: Eukaryota; Fungi; Glomeromycota; Glomeromycetes; Diversisporales; Gigasporaceae
Source: the annotation of a GenBank genome assembly
AUGUCUUCAACAAGCGAAAUUGAUUUAGCAAAUGAAUCUUUGUGUAACUUUUUAAGAAAGGCGCCUUUAAAACGACUUACCUUCUCCAGAAUUCUUCAUGAACAGUGGAGUUAUUUCAAAAUUCAAACGGAAGAUUUAGACUGUGAAAAUCUCAAGAUGUUACUGCAGAAAGUGGAGCAAGAGAAUAUUGGCCGUGAACGUAAAAAACAUAUUAAGUUGCUACAAGAUAACGAAAAGUGGUUAAUUGCCAGCGAGAAUCCGCUUCAUUGUGAUGCUAUGUGUAGGUUAUUUGACAGCAAAUUUUUUAAGGGCCCGUUGAUAGUUCUGACUAUUGAACUUAAAUCAUUGGCAGAAGAUAACUUAUUACGAGAAAAAUUUGAAAAACAAAUAAAUUGGAAAGACCAAGCUUCAAGUAACAUAGCUAGCAUUAAGGAUAUAAUCAAGGACGAAAAAACUCAGGCGCAUGAACGUCUUAUUGCUAAAUUGAGUGGAGUGGACGUUAAGAAGUUAACUUGUAAUGAUCCACUAACAAAUAAUGUAAUUGACUUAGGCGCAAAUUAUCUUCAAACCCCAGAUAAUGAUUACGAUGUACUUACUGGUGAAAGAGCUGGGAUACGAAAGUUGAAAAAGGAUCCACUUAUAAAAAACACAUGCGCCGAAUUUGUUAAGAAAAGAGAUGAAGCAAAUAACUCUUAUAAACUUGUACUUUCGCAAUCUGAAAAGGUGGUACAUGAUAGGUGGGUUGAGGAGAAUUAUGGUCGAAAACGUAUAGCCAGGAACGUUACUGAUGUCCUUUUACAAGAGGUGAUGUCGAAUGCACUUCAUAAAGUUCUUAGAGGUUCUGAAGGGUCUAAGGUAGAAAUUGUAUCUCGAUUAAUAGAUGCCGUUAUGUGGCGUUUACCUCUCGAAUAUGAUGUUGAAGUAACGAGAGGUGAACGGCAGAGUGUUGCUAGUAAAGACCGAAAAUUGCAACAUAAUAGUAACGCAAGAGGAGAUAGACCAGAUCUCAUGAUUCAAGCUUUUCUUCGUCAAAAAUGGGACGAAAUUGCAUAUGUUGAGAGUGGCAAAUGGGAGACUACUAAUAAGAAAAUCUUUGAUGAUCAUAACAAAUUAGUGAGACUAUCCCUUGAUGGGUAUCACUACCUCUUAAAAAAAUAUAAAAGAGAGAUUUUACAUCAAACUUUUAUAGGAUUUGGUAUUAAUAUAGCAGCUAGAGCGAAAAUCCCUCUAAGUAUGGAAACAGUUGAUGAGGUUGAGGAUUUUGUUCAUGCUCUAUUAAUCCUGAGGAAUCAAAACAAUGUAGUAGAUAAAUUAGAAAAUGGUGAUAAUUUAUCUAAAACUAAUAAUAUAUCUGACCCUGUUAUAAACCAUUGUAUUGAUACUAACUUCAAAUCAUUAGAGGGUGACAUUCCUAAACAGAUCGAAAAUAUUUUCGAUAUUAUAUCUGAUGAUAUAGAGCAUAGAACAUCUGCUUCUUCUGAUAUAUGUCAAGAAAACUGA